Molecule: messenger RNA, 2151 nt
Organism: Mercenaria mercenaria
Lineage: Eukaryota; Metazoa; Mollusca; Bivalvia; Venerida; Veneridae
Product: probable splicing factor, arginine/serine-rich 1
Exons: 9
Coding region: 1-1284 (427 amino acids)
Cellular component (GO): ribonucleoprotein complex; cytoplasm; nucleus
Molecular function (GO): mRNA binding
Source: RefSeq, a predicted model, not a curated record
AUGGCACAGGUCACCCCAAUAUAUAAAAAAGAUGAUCCCUUUCAGAAGAAAAAUUAUAGACCUGUUAGCAUACUUCCAACUCUAUCUAAAAUUUUUGAACAGUCAAUUAGUUUACAACUAAAUACCCAUUUUGAAAAAGUAUUUCAUAAAUUUCUAUCAGCCUUUAGAGCUAAAUAUGGAUGUCAAACAACCCUUUUACGUCUGAUUGAGGACUGGAAGAGUGCCCUGGACAGGCAUGAGUAUGUAGCUACUAUACUCAUGGACCUGUCCAAGGCAUUCGACUGCCUCCCUCAUGAUUUAAUUGUUUUAAAACUUAAAGCUUAUGGUUUAACUGAACAGUCAGCAAAUCUUAUGCUGGAUUACCUAUCCAACCGAAAACAACAAUACAAGCCUAGACACGUACAAGGAAGAACGAAAUUACGGAAACAAAACCACAAAAUCAGGAUGUCUGCUGGAACGAGAGUUUAUGUUGGAAGACUGGCAAGUGAUACAAGAGAGAAAGAUAUUGAAAGAUUUUUCAAGGGUUAUGGUCGACUUAGAGAGGUUCUUAUGAAAAAUGGCUACAGCUUUGUGGAAUUUGAUGAUCCCAGGGAUGCUGAUGAUGCUGUCUAUGAACUAAAUGGAAAAGAGCUGUUGGGUGAAAGAUUGAUAAUUGAACAUGCACGUGCAUCAAGAGGUCGUGGUGGUGGACGAGGAGGUGGUGGUGGUGGAAGAUACGGUGGUGGUGGUGGAUAUGGAGGUGGCGGUAGAUUUGGAGGUGGUGGUGGCAGAGACAGAUAUGGAGGAGGUGGUGGUGGUGGUGGUGGUGGCAGAUAUGGUGAUAACAGACGCAGUGGUGGUGGUGGAGGAGGAGGUGGUGGAAGAUUUGGUCCCCCACAGAGAACCGACUAUAGAGUUAGAGUGGAAAAUCUGUCAUCAAGGGCUAGCUGGCAGGAUCUGAAGGAUCACAUGAGAUCUGCCGGUGUAGAAGUUUCCUUUGCUGAUGCUCACAAACAGAGAACUGGUGAAGGUGUUGUUGAGUUCACAAGUGAGUCAGAUAUGAACCGUGCAGUUGAGAAAUUAGAUGGUACGGAUAUUAAUGGGAAGAAAAUACGUAUGGUUGAGGAGAGAAGAGGUGGAGGCGGCGGUGGAGGUGGCAGAGGAAGUCGACGAAGUUUUUCACGCAGCAGAUCCCGAUCAGAGAGUCGGAGCCGAUCAAGAUCCAGUCGUAGCCGGUCACGAUCAAGCUCCCCUCCUAAGAAGAGGUCGCGUACGAAAUCUGGUGAUGAUGCUGAGGAUGAUUGAACAAUGCUUUGACGACCAAGAGAAAGUCUUUUUUCAUAAUACUGAAGAGAUUCAGAGGGUUAAAGCGGCAGCUGAAGGAUCCAUCUCAUCCAUUGGUUGUCUUGCAUAGUUGAAUGUAAUGAACAAAUGUAGUAAUGGUCGUAGAUAUUUGUAUGUAUGAAUGUGAUCAUCUGUUCAUUCUUGUAAUAGGAGAGAAUUGUUACAUGUCAGCUGUUGUAUAGGCUAAAGGUCUAUAAAUUUGUUUCCAAGAUACAUUAUUAUUAUUAGAUUAUAGUUAGCCCAUACUAUCAGGCAAAAUGAAAAGACGUUGUCUUUCUGAUGGUUUUUGUUUCAAGUAGGAUGUUUUUUCUUCAGUAAUGACCUUGCUGAUAACAUGUAAAAUGUGAAUAAGAUGUUUGUAUUAAUAUAUAAACCUUUUGUAUUACUUGCAGCAAAUACGAAGUCAAGCGGCUUUAGAUAAAAUUUAGCUUGCUUUAUAUACAACAUGGUAGAAUUAUGUAUAGAAGUAAUAAAAGAUUUCUGUUGAAUAAGUUUUGUAGGACUGGUCUGUUGGCAGUUUGAACACUCUUAUAACAACUCACUCAUGAACUGUGUAUCAAGUUAACAGUAAACUCUGGGUGCAGAUAAAUUUCAAUAAAGAAACAUAAUUCUAAGUUCUAAUGUAAAGAUUAUUUUAAGAAACCAUUAAUUUACUUUCACAAAUGUCAUUUUCAUUAUUUUACUAUCAUUUUGUUGCUUUGUUGCCAUUAGCCAUCAUCAUUACAGAAACAUUUAUAUUGCAUGUUUUUUUCUUUUUUUUUUUAGAAAUUUGUCCUUAUUGUAUUCUGUGAUGGAUAAAUAUUGUGAAAUAAAGAUUUAAUUAACUUU